Pleuronectes platessa (European plaice) is the source of this 4666-nucleotide messenger RNA. RefSeq names its product RING finger protein 150. The transcript is spliced from 6 exons. The record is from RefSeq and is a predicted model, not a curated record. NCBI's taxonomy places the organism in Eukaryota, Metazoa, Chordata, Actinopteri, Pleuronectiformes, Pleuronectidae. Bases 1 to 1383 code for a protein of 460 amino acids.
AUGGCGCCGGGCGGCCUGGUGGCGGCCUGCCGCAGCCUGGCCCUGUCCACCUGGCUGCUGUCCUUCUGCUUCGUGCACCUCCUGUGCCUGGACUUCACCGUGGCCGAGCGGGAGGAGUGGUACACCGCCUUCGUGAACAUCACCUACGUGGACCCGGCCACGUCCGAGCUCCGCACCGACCGGACGGAGUGCGGCCGCUACGGGGAGCACUCCCCCAAGAGGGACGCCAAGGGGGCGGUGGUCCUGCCCGCGGCGCCGCACGACCGCCAGGCCUGCGACCCCAACACCCGCUUCACCAGCCCCCGGUUCCCCGGGCCCGCGCAGCCCGGGCAGCCCGCGGCCUGGAUCGCGCUCAUCGCCCGGGGGAACUGCACCUACAAGGACAAGAUCCGGAACGCGGCCGCGCACAACGCGUCCGCCGUGGUCAUCUUCAACGUGGGCUCCGCCAACCUCAACGACACCAUCACCAUGCCGCAUCCAGGAACCGGCGAGGUCGUCGCCAUCAUGAUCCCGGAGCCCAAAGGUCGCGAGGUGGCUCUGCUGCUGGAGCACAACGUGACGGUCACCAUGACCAUCUCCAUCGGGACCAGGAACCUGCAGAAGUACGUGAGCAGGACGUCGGUGGUGUUUGUCUCCAUCUCCUUCAUCGUGCUGAUGAUCAUCUCGCUCGCCUGGCUCGUCUUCUACUACAUCCAGAGGUUCAGAUACGCCAACGCCCGGGACAGGAACCAGCGGCGUCUCGGAGAUGCAGCUAAGAAGGCCAUCAGCAAGCUGCAGGUCCGCAGCAUCAGGAGAGGCGACGAGGAGACGGAGCCCGACUUCGACAACUGUGCCGUGUGCAUCGAGGGCUACAGGCCCAACGACGUGGUGCGGGUGCUGCCCUGCAGACAUCUGUUCCAUAAGAGCUGCGUGGACCCGUGGCUGCUGGACCACCGCACCUGUCCCAUGUGCAAGAUGAACAUCCUGAAGGCCCUGGGCAUCGCUCUCAACGCAGACUGUCUGGACGACCUCCCGCUGGACUACGACCUGGUCCUCGGCGGCGCCGGCGGCGCCGGGGGGGGCGGUGUGGGUGGAGCAGGCGGAGUCGGGGCCCUGGCUCUGGAGGCCGUGGUGUCCGGGGCGUCCAGUGACGGCACGCUGAGCGAGGGCGGCUCCUCCGUGGUGCUGGACCCGGGUGUGAGACGGGUCGGACUCCCACAGGACUACCAGGACCCCGACUCCCUGAGGGACAGCCCUGUGACGGCCACCACCGACACACACACAGGUGAGCAUCAGCCAAUGGCGAGCAGCGCCUCAGUGGCCUCCCUGGUCAUCGCGGUGGAGACCGGUCUCUCGGACGAGGAGGGGUCUAUGGAGCACUCUCAGCUGGGGAACAAAUCCUGAGCUCGACAGAACCAAACCAGAACCUGAUAAAACCUCCAAUCAGGUUCCGACUGUGGACCUCAGUCGACCAGACGGGACCUGACCCUGGUCCAGGACCUGGUUCUGGUUUGGAAGCUAAACCAAGAAGCAGCACGAUGGUUUGACUGGGUUUUGUUCCUCUUUGGACAAAACGUUGUUGAACUAAACUUGUUGGACUCGCGCCUCACCAGAACCUGGGUUCAGAACCUGGGUUCAGAACCUGGGUUCAGAACCUGGACUUGGUUUGAUUUGUUUUAUUUGUCUCCUCCUGGACUCUUGGAGUGGUUGGACUUACCGUAGGUGUAAUGGAACUCCACAUGGACCGGGUCAGACUGGGACAGAACUCAGUUUGGGGCCUGAGUCUCAGACCAACCCACCUUCACCUGGUUCACGCAGUUUGUAGAAGAAGCAAACGAGGAAUCGAACGAGACGAUUUGAACACUUUGUUCUGGAAGUGAAGGGUUUUUAAACGUGUGUCAAGUAGUCGGUGCUGAGACGUCACAUGAUGGAGAUCUGUGGACCCUGGAUCCUCCUGGUUUGUCUGAUCCACCACCAUCCGGGACACGGGGACACGUCUCAUCGGUUUCACUCGAACGUUGAGGACGUGUUGAUCGUCACCACGGUGCAUCCGGCUGAAGAUACUUAUUAACAGUUUUAAUGUGAUGAGUCUUUGUCAAAGUCUACGACGAUAAAAACGUUAUUUUGUUACUUUGUGCGCGUCUUCUACGAAUAAGUGUGUUUUCAUUACAUUUAAAGUUCUGCUCAAAUUGAAUCAUUCGGCCUCAGAUAACAAACGUGUCAGAAUCCAGCGACUGAUCGUUUGUGUAUUUGUGUAAACGUCGUGUCACCUGUGGUGAUGAUGUUCAGGAAGUGUCGCGUUCGAUCCCCGUCCACAGUGUUGCUUGGUCCUGUUUCCAUGUCCAUCGAUCCGUGCGUCCUCUGGACCACACGUGUCCGUCACCGCGGCAGAACGCUGCCUUCUCAAAAACGAUUCACCCUCAACCCGACAAUCAAUCACGGAUCCACUCUCUGUUCGCUGGAAUUCAAAUCUCCUGAGGUUACACCCCCCCCCCCCCCGCGGUGAAUUCACGUUCCCUGGUUCCAGAGUCGAACCCCGAUGCAGAGCUGUCGACAGGAGAAAGUUCGUCAGCUCAAAGCCAAACAUGUAAAUAUUAAAUGUAUAUUCCACAAGUUCACUCUGCCACACGGGGGCGCUGCUGGUUCUGUGUGGAGCUGUGGUUGUUCGCGAUGUGAGCUUCCCGAGACUAAGAUAAAGAUUGUCGUCUAUUUUGAUACCAGACGUUUAUUUUUGUAACAAACUGAUUCGCUCCCGUCGGACGACUCGAUGUGAUUGAGAGUCGAUCGGCACAUUUCCUUGUUUAUUUAUGUAGCUGUACAUUUACCCACAAUGCAAUGGACCAUACGAAUCUAAACUCUAAGUUUGUCCGUUAGCAUCUGAGCGUCUACGAUGAAAACGGAUCGUGGUGGUGAACUGAACAACCACUGAUUUAAUCACCUUUUUGAAGUUGGUUCCACAAAUUGAAAUGAAAGAAAACGUGACAGAAAAAAUAAGAAUAACAGUUUGAAGCAAGUUAUUAAAAAAUAUUAGUUUCAAAAGAAAGAAACCAUAAAUAAGAUUUACAGCAAGUUGUUGCUCUUACCAUUUAACUGUGUGUUUAUGUAUCUGACACAAAUCAAAUUGGUUUAAUCGUUAAUCUUCAGUUUUAGUUCCGACACUAAAACAAAUCUAAAUAUUUGAUGUUUCCAGUUCAACCACGAGUUCGAUUCCUGCGACCGACUCUUCAAGGUUCUUCUUCUUCUCUUCUUCACGUUUGCUGUUUCACGACUUGUUCUACGAACUCCAGCGGCUUCGAGCUGCGAUGACACGUUAGAUCAUUUCCUGUAAAAUAAACCAAGAUGCUGGUUUUGUUUUCUUGGCCGAGUUUUAGUGUAAAUUGUUUGAAUUAAAAUCCUUUUGUGUUGUAAACGUUAUUUUCGUUGAAUUUAGUCGAGUAUCAUGUUGUUCACUUUAUUUCUUUGUGAUCUCAGUCGAGCUGAAGUCGAUUCUUCUUUAAAUCUGUCGGUUCUGUUGGAAGCGACUGAAGCUGCAGCGACGUCCUGGUCCCGUUUGUGCUCGAGAUCAAACUUCCCCCCCAAAUUUAUAUGGGGUUCACGCUUGGAAGUGAAGGCUGAGCGGUAUUCGGUUAGUUGCAAUCUGCAGCAGCACCACUAGAUGUCACUAAAUCCUGCACACAGCAUGUAAUUAAAAUGGUGACUGGUUACCGUUAGUUUUCAGAGUCAUAAUUAUCCUGAUGACACGAUAUGAACGAUUGAAUAUGUAAUUUAGUUAAACUGUUGUAUUAUGAGACAGUAAUCUGAAAUCAAACCAGUUCUGCGACGGGAAUAUUUGCAAAAUAAGAACAGAUGUGAUUAUGUGAUCUAGAGAUCUCGUAAUAAUUUGUCCUGAUUGCGAUACGUUAGUUAAUAGUUAAUGUAAGUUUGAGUUAUAGAUCUUAUAAUCAUCAGAUAUUAACGGUUUUAUUUUCAAGUCAACUUUUUAUUAGUUACAUUUUUGAACAUCAGCUUCUUCAACGUUAACGUGAAACUGACGAAGUGUUUUGAAACCGGGACCUCGCGUCGCUGUCAGUCAUGACGUCUGACUCCUCCCUGCUCCUUAUCUCUGCUUGCCAAUUGGCUGCUUCCCCCGAAUGCUGUGUUUUGAUUGGUUGCUCGGCCUCUUUAGUUGAAGCACUUUAAUCCUGUUUCUCUGGAAGGUUCUUAAAGUCUCUUCUCUUUUCUACUCCCCCCGUCCUCCUCUCUUCAUUCUUCUCAUCUUCGCUGAUUUGGUUUCACACGUGAUGUUUAUUUUUUUCUUGUGUUGUAUCUUUGUAACUUGUAAUACCUCCCCCCCCCCCACACACACACACACUAUAUUUUUCAUCUGACGACAGAAGCAUUAUCAGUUUGAAUAUUUCAGUUUGAAUGAAGGGAAAUCCGAGGAUCGGAUCCAGGGAGACGAUCGGCUGCGUUUCUACGAUACACAUUGUUUUCAAAAUGUCAGUUUGUGCGAUUGUCCUGUGCACGCAAACUAAAACUACACACACCUACGUACACGCGUGUAAAUACGCCAUGUUGUUUCUGUGUUUCAGUUGAUGCACGUGUUCUGAUUCAGUAAAGAAUUUAAAUAAAGUUUUAUUGCAAGGUUUUGUUUUUAUUCCAGUCUGGUGUUUUGUUUCAUUUGAAAAUAAAAACAGUGAAUUCUCAA